CCGCAUGACCCAAAAUUGUAAGGGCAGAAUAGUAAAUUGACGUGGAAAACGAGGGUUUGCGUCUCUGGUGUGCCUUUUAUCCACAUAAGAACACUCGCGGCGGCGACCACUUGUGCUCGGGGAAGUUCGAUCGAUCCCUCACCAUGGCGUCGGAGAAGGAGGCGGCGCUCGCCGCCGUGCCCAACGACAACCCCACCAUAUUUGACAAGAUCAUCAAGAAGGAAAUACCUUCCACUGUGGUAUUUGACGAUGAGAAGGUUCUGGCUUUCAGAGACAUAAAUCCUCAAGCUCCGACCCACAUUGUGAUCAUUCCCAAAGUGAAGGAUGGAUUAACUGGCCUAUCAAAGGCAGAAGAGAGGCAUGUAGAAAUACUCGGUUACCUCCUCUAUGUUGCCAAAGUUGUUGCAAAGCAGGAGGGACUUGAAGAUGGCUACCGUAUUGUCAUCAAUGAUGGCCCCAGUGGAUGCCAAUCUGUUUACCACAUACAUGUACAUCUCCUCGGAGGCAGGCAGAUGAACUGGCCGCCGGGCUAACGAGUGCCCGUCUGUUGAACUGCCUUCAUGGCAAGGAUGUCACACUGCCUCUCCGUUGAAUAAUUCCUGUAACUGGCAUAACAAUUGGUGCCCUGAACUUAUGCUAUAUGUUUGUGGAUGUUACCAGGACAGGACAUGACCAUCCUGCUAUGAUUUAUGGACAAGAUACAUUGCGUUCUCACUAGUUAUUACUGCUUUUUUUUUCCAUGUUGAAUACUUGCUGUUGCCUGCAUUGCUUCUGCAUGAUGCGUCUGUAUUUCAAGAGCAGUGCAGUGAAAGAUGAUCUUCAGAUGGAGUUGAUAAA
Molecule: messenger RNA, 837 nt
Organism: Oryza sativa Japonica Group (Japanese rice)
Lineage: Eukaryota; Viridiplantae; Streptophyta; Magnoliopsida; Poales; Poaceae
Product: 14 kDa zinc-binding protein
Biological process (GO): sulfur compound metabolic process; purine ribonucleotide metabolic process
Cellular component (GO): cytoplasm
Molecular function (GO): adenylylsulfatase activity
Source: RefSeq, a predicted model, not a curated record